Messenger RNA from Phasianus colchicus (ring-necked pheasant), 681 nucleotides. The record is from RefSeq and is a predicted model, not a curated record. NCBI's taxonomy places the organism in Eukaryota, Metazoa, Chordata, Aves, Galliformes, Phasianidae.
CCCAGACCUCACAAAUACCCCCAUAACCCCCCCUCAGACCCGCUGGGUACCCCCGUAUCCCCCCCCCAUGUUGUGGGGCUGCCCCCCAGCACUGCCCACCCUGCCCCCAUCCCGCAGCCAGCCGAGGAGAAAGCGCAGCUGCUGCAGAACGCCGAGUACCAGGAGACCAUGGUGGAGUCCACCUUCAUGUACCUGACUCUGGAUCUGCCCACUGCUCCGCUCUACAAGGACGAGAAGGAGCAGCUCAUCAUCCCCCAGGUGCCUCUUUUCAGCAUCCUGGCCAAAUUCAACGGGGCCACUGAAAAGGAAUACAAAACCUACAAGGAAAACUUCCUGAAGCGCUUCCAGCUCACCCGGCUGCCGCCCUACCUCAUCUUCUGCAUCAAACGCUUCACCAAGAACAACUUCUUCGUGGAGAAGAACCCCACCAUCGUCAACUUCCCCAUCACUAACGUGGACCUGCGGGAGUACCUGUCGGAGGAGGUGCAGGCUGUGCACACCCACACCACCUACGAUCUGAUCGCCAACAUUGUGCACGAUGGGAAACCCUCCGAGGGCUCCUAUCGCAUCCACGUCCUGCACCACGUGAGUGCUGCCUUCAGCUUUGGGGGGGGAAGACCUGUAACCAGCGGUGUUCCCCAGGGGUCGGUGCUGGGUCCGGUCCUGUUCAGCAUCUUCAUC